This is a messenger RNA of Diabrotica virgifera virgifera (western corn rootworm), 1970 nucleotides long. RefSeq lists its product as uncharacterized. Lineage: Eukaryota; Metazoa; Arthropoda; Insecta; Coleoptera; Chrysomelidae. The coding region runs from base 1360 to 1959 and encodes 199 amino acids. The record is from RefSeq and is a predicted model, not a curated record. The transcript has 4 exons.
UUUUAUCAAAUAGUCUUGUUGGGAAUGAACCAGUCUAAUCUAGAAACCUACUCUGGCUGUGUUCUACUUUUUACACAUACCACUAAGCAUAUAGUCGGUAACUUGUUUAUUAUGUAACAUGUUAAGUUCCUUCACAUCUAGCUACAUCGAAAGCAGAUUUUUUUGUUGCAAGAGCUAAGAGACAUUUCUAGAUUUUGGUUAAUUUAAAUUGAUACUUUACAUGAUAGAGGGCCUACAAGUGAUGCACUGCAAGCAAAAAUGAGCUUUUUCUGCUGGUGCGUGUUAUACGCGCAAUAAAGUGGCCCUAUCUAUAAAGUGAGCCGGGUUAAGCUAGAGCUUAAGAUUGGUUGGUGCAACUAGGGAUUAAAAACUGAAGAGUGCCUAUACUAGUUUUGCAGUUCGAGAUCAUCAGAUGAAGAGGAAUUUAUUAUUGUACUUAGUUAGAAGAAAACCAAAAAUUUACAGACUAAGAACCAACUGUUUUGAAAAAUUUGAUGAUGUUGAUUUUUUUCGAAAAUUUAAUUUACGAAAACAGACAGUUUUGUUCCUUUUGCACAAAAUAGAAAGGCAAAUCUCUUUGCCUACUAAUAGUUCUAGUGACGAGAGUGUUAAAUCUUCUGGAGAAAGUAGCUCAAUUCGAAAAAAAAAUUAAAUAUAGCCAAACUUUUAAAAAAUCAUGGGCUGAAGAUGAACAAUUUAAAAAAUGGUUAAAACAGAGCAAAAAUGAAUACUUCGCAAUAUGCCAAGUUUGCAAUAAGGAAAUUUCAGUCAAGUCUACAGGACGACUGGCAUUGGUUCGUUACCAAGAUAUAGUGCGAUGCACAUUCAACACUGCAGAUCUGCGAAAAAUCAAACCACAUUAAAAGAUAUGGCAAUUUUUAAAGGAGGGUCUAGUCAACGUCAACAGGCUGCUAUAAAAGAAGCAGAGUUACAUCUUGCUGCUUUUAUAACUGAACACAAUUUGUCAUACAAUGUAAUGGAGCAUUUACCAGCUUUAAUGAAAAAUUUUUGUAAAGAUCCGGAAGUUGUAAAAAAAAUUAAAUGCGGUCGCACUAAAUGCGCUUCCCUUGUAAAAAACGUAAUUGGAAGGGGAAACGAAGAGGAAAUUUGUAGAAUUUUAAGCGGAUCCAAAUUUUCUUUAAUUAUUGACGAAUCCACGGAUCGUUCGUGCACACAAUAUCUGUGCCUUGUUUGCCGAUACCGCCAUAAUAAUAGAAUUCAAGAUAGUUUCCUCGCCUUGCUACCGCUUAAAGAGGCCAAAGCCGAGGAUUUAUACACAGCAGUCAGAAACUUCUUUAAUAAAAAAAUAUUCCGUAUCGACAAAAUUUAAUAGGAUUUGCAUCUGAUGGAGCUAAUGUUAUGGUCGGAAAACAUAACUUAUUUGUGUCCAGACUGAAAGCGGACAUACGACACGUUUACAUAAUAAAGUGUAUAUGUCACAGUUUCCACAUAUGCGCUUCAUAUGCAUGUUUAAAAUUGCCUAGAGGCAUUGAAAAUUUGGCACGUGACAUAUACUCUUAUUUCUCUAAUAGUCCAAAAAGAGUUGAAAUUUUAAAAGACUUUCAACACUUUUCUAAUGUAAAAGUACAUAAAAUCUUACAUCCUGCACAGACUAGAUGGCUCUCCAUCAAAUCUGUUGUCUCCAGAAUUCUGGAACAAUAUAGUCCAUUAAUUUUAUUCUUCACGGAUGCGUCUUUUAAUGACCGAACGUUGGCAUCGGAAAAUAUUUUAAUUAAGUUAAAGGAUCAAUUUACCAAAAUAUAUUUGCAAUUCUUAGAAUUUUCGUUGCCAUUUUUUAAUAACAUAAACCGACAGAUGCAGUCAGAAAAACCAGAGCUUCAACAAUUAUACAAAUGUGUCAGUGCUGUAUUGGGACCGUGCAAGUUCGGCAAAGCGACACCUAUUUCUACGCUCUGCAACUUUACUCGCACUUUUAAUUAUAUUGGCCAAUUAUAUUAGUCCUGGUUACU